Budorcas taxicolor (takin) is the source of this 2324-nucleotide messenger RNA. RefSeq names its product leucine zipper and CTNNBIP1 domain containing (gene LZIC). NCBI's taxonomy places the organism in Eukaryota, Metazoa, Chordata, Mammalia, Artiodactyla, Bovidae. The record is from RefSeq and is a predicted model, not a curated record. Gene Ontology annotation, biological process: negative regulation of Wnt signaling pathway. Gene Ontology annotation, molecular function: beta-catenin binding. Gene Ontology annotation, cellular component: beta-catenin destruction complex; nucleus; cytosol.
CUCCUAACUCUGGAACCUUCGGGUAGGCGGAGGUGGAGAGGGGACCUCGAGGGCCUUGAGGAGACAACUCCACCCCUAGGUGGUUUGAACUUUGAGCCUGUUUAGUCCUGAUGAGAAGUUUCGCUUUCCUCAAGUUUAAGACACUUGGAACUUCAAGAAUUGGAGGUUUAUGCCAAUUGAGACCGGUCAGCACUGAGCAGAGUUAAGAGUACUAAGAGACAGAGAUUAAAAUGGCUUCCAGAGGAAAGACAGAGACAAGCAAACUAAAGCAGAAUUUAGAAGAACAGUUGGAUAGACUAAUGCAGCAAUUACAAGAUCUGGAGGAAUGCAGAGAGGAACUUGAUACAGAUGAAUAUGAAGAAACCAAAAAGGAAACUCUGGAGCAACUAAGUGAAUUUAAUGAUUCACUGAAGAAAAUUAUGUCUGGAAAUAUGACUUUGGUCGAUGAACUAAGUGGAAUGCAACUGGCUAUUCAGGCAGCUAUCAGCCAGGCCUUUAAAACCCCAGAGGUCAUCAGAUUAUUUGCAAAGAAACAACCAGGUCAGCUUCGGACAAGGUUAGCAGAGAUGGAUAGAGAUCUCAUGGUAGGAAAGCUGGAAAGAGACCUGUAUACUCAACAGAAAGUGGAGAUACUUACAGCUCUCAGGAAACUUGGAGAGAAGCUGACUGCAGAUGAUGAGAACUUCUUGUCAGCAAAUGCAGGUGCUAUUCUCAGCCAAUUUGAGAAAGUCUCUACAGAUCUUGGCUCUGGAGACAAAGUUCUUGCUCUGGCAAGUUUUGAGGGAAAAAACGAAAAAAUGAUAUGGUGUGAACGCUUGGGAGAUUGAUGACAUUCUUAUUGUAAACGGUAUUUUUCUUCUGGGGAGUUUGAGUUAUGGCAGAGAAGUCAAGAGAUUCAUGAAAUGUAUUCAUAACCUAAGAAAAAGUGACAGAAAAACGUACUCACUGCUUUUGUUUAUGCCCUUUGUCAUUGUGCUUUGUGUAGGGAUACACACUUCAGUCAUUCUGGCCUUGUUGGGAUGGAAAGCCUCAUGAACCUUGUUCAUUAUAGUUUGUCUGUUUAAGAGAAAACAGUGUCUCUGCCUGUUUUUAUUAACCCUCCCUGUUCUUAAGUGCUGAUAGUAAAUGAAAAGAUGUGAAGUGACAGUUCUUUUCUGCUCAUAAUUUAUCCCCAUUUGUUGGAGUAAAUAAUGUAGCAACAUCAAUAGACCUCAUAUAUGUUCAUAGCAUUUUAGAGUUCUGUGUGAUCUUAGAAAUCAUUUUCAUGUUACAUACAAGGAAAAUGAGGCUCAGAAAGAGCAAGUGACUAGUUUGUAGUCUUAUUAGAGACAGAGCUGGGGAUAAGACUUGGGUGUCCUGUCAGUGUAAUGUCCAUUGAGUUUUAUUUAUUUUGUGCUACUUUUAAAAAAUAAUUAAGACUUAUUUGUACAAGUCUGUGUUUAUGAAAAUUCAGUGUCCCAAUAAGUUGUCACUGAGGGACUAUUCUCCAGCCUGUAAGCUCUCAGUAUGAAUGGUGCCCAUUGUGUCUCUGAGUUUUGAGCUUGGAACAAUGGGAGCCCUGUUGCGAGUCUCCUGAGGUGACUUAACCUCCUGUGUUGUUUCACCAGGGAAGCAAUUGGAAGUGGCAGCUCGAGGCCCUCCCUGUGUGUGACCUUACCACCCAGAGGGUGGUGACCGUAAACUACUAUUUACUCUUCAGUUUUUGGAGAAACACAAAAUAAGUUCCAAGGAGUAGCCAGUUUCUCUCCUGAGUGUUUAGUCUCUCUGCACACUCAAAUAUGUAGAUUUUCACAUAUGUAUGUAUGUCAGCUUGUUUCCCAGGCUCUGGCCACUUUAUAUUCUUACAUGUUUUUCUCAGUAUUCUUUUUCUUUUAAAAAUGAAAAACAUUCUUAAAAUGUUUAAAGCUUCUUAUAUACUGUAAAAUCUAGGUGCUCUGCCAACUGGACAAAUUAGGGGAACUCAGCUAUAUUAAUGCCUUAUAUGGAACUUGUAAUGGGUAAUUUUUUAUGUAUUGGUUUAUGAUGAUCCAAAACUCAUUAAAUUGUGACAAACUAAGGAAAAGCAGAUUACCUGCUAUUUGUUUAGGGCUUUGCGGUCAGUCAUCAUUAUUUCAUUAUUCUGUGUGUUCUUUUUAACCGAAGUGAAAUUCACAUGACAUAAAAUUCACCAUUUUAAAGCGUACAAUUGAGUACACUCACAGUGCUGUGUGGUGAUCACCAUUAUCUAGUCUAGAACAUUUUCAUCACCCCCAAGGGAGCCCCAUCCUUACUAAGCAGUCACUCACUCCUCCAGCAAUCACUCAUCCACUUCCUAUCUCUGUGAA